GUAGGGGUUGAACUCACAUUUUCAAUGUGCGUGUGUGUGUGUAAACCGUGAGAAGAUAAAGGGGCAUUCAAAAAUCUUCUUUCAGCAUACACUCCGGAUCAUUGAGCCCUCAGUGGACACGUAGACGCUCCAGUACAGUAAGAAGAAAAACAAACAGCCAAGAUGUGUUGUGGCAGCUUUCUCAAGAUUAUGAUGUUUAUCUUCAAUGGCGCCAUCUUUUUGGCUGGUGCAGCAAUUCUGGGUGUGGGAGUGUGGGUGGCGGUGGACAGUGAGUCUCUGCUGAAAUUACUGGAGAAGGUGGAUACAAACCAAAGUCUAUCACUGCUGGCCAACGUCAGCUAUCUGCUCAUUGGAGUGGGUGCUGUACUACUGGUUAUUGGCUUCCUGGGCUGCUGUGGAGCGAUCAGGGAGAGCAAGUGUAUGCUGUUGACGUUCUUCUGUAUUGUACUGAUUAUCUUCCUGGUCGAGGUUGCAGGAGCCGUGGUGCUGUUUGUCUUCCAGGGUUUUACUGAGAGCAUUUUCAACAGUCUGGAGAAGGACAUGAAGAACAUCAUUCAAAAGGAUUAUGGUACAGAUACAACUGUGACUUCAGUGUGGAACAGCACCAUGGAUAAGCUGAAAUGCUGCGGAUUCAGGAACUACACUGACUUUGAAGGGUCAACAUUUGUCAGCACUGGGAAUCUCUAUCCACCCACGUGCUGCAACCCCAUCAACCCCCCACCAUCAUGUGAUAUCACUUCAGCAGAAGCUGCGAAAAUUCAUGGCUGCUUUGAAAGCCUGGUGCAACUGAUAAAGAAUAACUCUGUGAUCAUCGCUGGUGUGGCUGUGGGAAUCGCUUUUAUUGAGAUUGCUGCCAUGGUGGUUUCGAUGGUUCUCUAUUGCAAGGCUGGCAAGGCGUGAUGUUUCUUCUUUUGGAAGAGAUGACUUUAAUUGGUGGAGAAAUUUUACUGAGCCAUUCUCUAUGUACAGAGUUGUUGUGUUCAUUCUUUGAUUAAGCACUUUGAUUUAGCACUUAUAUAUUUCUGUCAGUUUAUAAAUUUAUAUUGUGGUUUCUUUAUGUCUGAAGAAGGACUGUUGUUAAGUACUGAUUUUGACAUUUAAUCAAUAGAUGAAAUAAUGCACAGUGAGAUAUACUGUUAUGUCACUUUCAUAUUGUCAAUUCAUGUUGAUGACUAUAUUUUUGUAAUUUUGAUCAUAUUGAAAUAAAAAGAAAAUUUAAAAAAAAGG
Mugil cephalus (flathead mullet) is the source of this 1227-nucleotide messenger RNA. Its product is annotated as tetraspanin-1-like. The record is from RefSeq and is a predicted model, not a curated record. The transcript is spliced from 8 exons. The coding region runs from base 163 to 900 and encodes 245 amino acids. Gene Ontology annotation, cellular component: membrane. Lineage: Eukaryota; Metazoa; Chordata; Actinopteri; Mugiliformes; Mugilidae.